CAUCCCAAAAAACAAAGACCUGUCCGCGAGAGGGAUAGAUAGCUUCUCUCUCUCUCUCUCUCUCCUGGUUCUGGGUUUUCCCAUUCUUUGAUCUCUUCAAUUCUAUUCUUGUCACCAAAAUUCGUCGAAACUCCAUUGUAAACGUAUUUGACAGUGAUUAUUUCUUCUUUCUCUCUCCUUUGAUUACUCCUUUUCUCAUCUGGGUCAGAAUCAUUUCACUCCUUUUCAGCUUCAAGAACAAGUAAAGCUUCGGUAUUGGAGAAGAAGAUUUUACACGUUCGUGAUAAUUGGAAAUCUACACUUUGGAUCUUUUGACCAGGGAAAAGAAAAGAGAUCAGAUAAAGCCAAAAGCAGGUCGUCAAGAAGGGAAAAAAAUGCCCCCUUUGAUCUGUAUCGUUGAUUUCAGUUGCCAAUAAGGUCAAGAUCCUGAUAUAUAGAGAUACAAAAGAGUGUAAGCGUCUUUCUUUUUCUUUUCCCCCAUCUUUAUUCCACCACACGUUUCGUUUCUUGUACUUUUCUUGAUUGUUUCGGAGUGAAUUCUAAAGGGUUCCUUAGUUCUUGAUUUCAAAAGGGUUCUUCAGUUUUGGGUUUUUGAUAAUCUAUUUCUAUUUAAAAAUGCCGAUGUAUCAACCAUCUAGUCGUAGGAGGGAUGGGGAAUGGAAGAAAGAAGUGGGUGGGGGUGGCCAGGUUUUAGAUCUGGAAACCGCCGUGAAAGAUGGGAUUUUGGGGGGCGGAGGUGGGGUGGUUGCCAAGGGGGAGAAAUUGGAUCUGAAAACGAUGGUUGAACGGCUCGAUUCGAUAGAAGUCCCAUCGGUGUUCAUUUGCCCGAUUUCCUUAGAACCAAUGCAAGAUCCAGUGACCCUUUGUACUGGUCAGACCUAUGAGAGGUCUAACAUCCUCAAAUGGUUCAGUUUGGGGCAUUUGACUUGCCCCACUACAAUGCAAGAGCUUUGGGACGAUUCGAUUACGCCGAAUAAUACUCUGAGCCAUUUGAUUCAUAGUUGGUUUUCGCAGAAGUAUACGGCAAUGAAGAAGAAGGCAGAGGAUGUGCAGGGUAGGGGGUUGGAGAUUUUGGAGGUUUUGAAGAAAAAAGUUAAGGGUCAAGCUAGGGUUGAAUCCCUCAAAGAGCUUAGGCAAAUUGUCAGUAGCCAUGAUUCGGUUAAGCAAACAGUGGCGGAAAAUGGUGGGAUUGGGAUGAUUUGUUCUUUAUUGGGUCCUUUUACUUCACAUGCUGUUGGGUCUGAAGCAAUCGGGAUUCUUGUGAAGUUGGAUUUGGAUUCGGAAUCAAAGAAGAAUUUGGUGGAACCCGCGAAAGUAUCACUAAUGGUGGACAUGUUGAACGAGGGAUCGGUUGAGACGAAGAUCAACUGCGCCAAAAUGAUUGAGAUGUUGAUGGAGGGGAAGGAAUUGGAAUCAAAAAGUUUUUCUAGUUUUAGCCUUUUGGUGGGGCUAUUGAGAUUAGUGAAGGAUAAAAAACACCCAAACGGUGUAUUAGCAGGAUUCAGGUUGCUCAAGUUGGUAAUUUCUUAUGAAGGGGUGAGGAGUUCAAUUGUGAGCAUUGGGGGAGUCCCUCAAAUAGUUGAGCUUUUGCCCAAUUUGAAUUCUGAGUGUUUGGAAUUUGCUCUUUAUGUACUGGAAGCCUUAUCAAGCCUUACAGAAGGAAAAAUGUCUUUGAAAGAUUGUCCCAACACAAUCCCCAACAUGGUUAGGUUGUUAAUGAGGGUCUCAGAGAAUUGCACUCAGUUAGCGCUUACAAUCUUGUGGGGGGUUUGCGAAAUUUCACCAGAAGAGUGUGCACCGAUAGCUGUCGAUGCAGGGCUAGCAGCUAAGCUUCUUUUGGUAAUUCAGAGCGGUUGCAAUCCGGUGUUGAAGCAACGGUCUGCUGAGCUAUUGAAGUUGUGUAGUUUGAAUUGCACUACUACUCUUUUCAUUUCCAAGUGCAAGCUUACAAGAACAAUACAAUGAAGGGAAAUUUUUGGCAUAGUUGUGCAUAUGAACUAAUCAUUUUUCCUGCUAUUGUGGGAAUGAUGGGGUUGAAGAGAAGGGAUCCAAGAUGAUUACUCAAAGCAACGUGAAAUGGGUCCUGAGGUACACCCUUCUUUCACCUGUGAAUAUUCAAGAAUGUCAAAUUUUGAUCAUUUGGUUUCACAUAGGAAGCUUCAUAAUGUGAAUUUCUGGGCUCAUUUUUAUUUCCAAUGGAUUCAAUAAGCCAAUGUGAAGUUGUGUUCCAAUGGAUUCACAUGUUUAUUCAUCAAAGAUACCUUUCCGCGACAUGUCUUUGGGUUGUUUGAAAUGAUCUCAUUUUUGAGCAAUAGUGUUGGGUUCGAUGCGAAAUCUCAAGAACUCAUAUGCAUUAGAGCAGCAGCAGCAGCAGCGGCAGCUAGACUUGAAUUUGUCAAUUGUAAUUAUAGUCAAAUUUUGUAAGUUCCCUUUCCCACUGAUCCCAAUUUUCCCCUCCCCAAUGCCUUCUUUCUGAAGGUUUUGUGGGGGCUUCUCACUUAUUAGUCCAAUUUUGUUCAUUGUUCAAAGGGGUGAUUCACUACUGAGUCCCACCAUUGUAGACUUUGUGUAUGUGUUUUUGGGCUUGCAAUAGAAAAUCAACAUAAGCAAUGAGUACCCAUUCCUUUCAUA
Messenger RNA from Rhododendron vialii, 2631 nucleotides. RefSeq names its product U-box domain-containing protein 30-like. Gene Ontology annotation, molecular function: ubiquitin protein ligase activity. The transcript has a single exon. Gene Ontology annotation, biological process: protein ubiquitination. The coding region runs from base 616 to 1965 and encodes 449 amino acids. Lineage: Eukaryota; Viridiplantae; Streptophyta; Magnoliopsida; Ericales; Ericaceae. The record is from RefSeq and is a predicted model, not a curated record.